This is a messenger RNA of Aegilops tauschii subsp. strangulata, 417 nucleotides long. The record is from RefSeq and is a predicted model, not a curated record. NCBI's taxonomy places the organism in Eukaryota, Viridiplantae, Streptophyta, Magnoliopsida, Poales, Poaceae.
AUGUCCCGUGCACGCGCGCGCCCGCGCGCGCCUGCGCCGUCCCACGCGCGCACACCACCCGCAUCCCGCGUCGCGGCCAUUCUCGGCUCCUGCUGCCACAUCGCGCUCCGCCUCGUCCACCCGCAGCUGCGACCGCUCCGGCUACUCGCCGCUCGUCCGCGCGUGUGCGCUGCACCGCUGCUCGCCGGCGCUGCUGCGGCCUCGCCGGCCCGCGCCGCCUCAUCCCCUGCUCUCCCCGCUCCGGCGCCCGCCCGCUGCCUGCCCCGCUCCCACCGUGGCCUGGCCCGGCCACUCUGUGCUCUCGACCCCGCCUGUCCUCGUCGUCACGCCCGCCGUUCGCUCGCCGUCGCCGCCAACCGUGGCCCCGGCCGGUCGGCGCCCCGGGGCUCUGCCCGCCGCGCUAGGUUAUUUAGUUAA